Osmerus eperlanus (European smelt) is the source of this 8817-nucleotide messenger RNA. It is a transcript of the gene phip, whose product is annotated as pleckstrin homology domain interacting protein. Lineage: Eukaryota; Metazoa; Chordata; Actinopteri; Osmeriformes; Osmeridae. Gene Ontology annotation, molecular function: protein binding. Gene Ontology annotation, biological process: regulation of transcription by RNA polymerase II; cytoskeleton organization; regulation of cell shape. The transcript has 40 exons. The coding region runs from base 204 to 5849 and encodes 1881 amino acids. The record is from RefSeq and is a predicted model, not a curated record. Gene Ontology annotation, cellular component: nucleus.
GCCAAAACGCAGCGCUAUGACUGUUUACAAGCAGCGAUAUAAACGGAAGACUUGUACCAAUCGCAUAUGGUUUUAAAGGUGGUUAUUUCAAGUAUAUCACAUUAUGUUUAAGACUGAGCACAUGUGAAGUACUAAUUGUCCACAACGCGUAAGGAUACAGACGCAGCCGGAUCUGCUUGUGAGCAGUGGCUGUGUGUAGCUGAAUGGUGGAGCUCUCUUCCUGGUGGAUAAACAGUGACAGCUCAGGGCAGCCACCUAAACCUAGUACUGAGUCUGGCGCUGCCCUGCCAGCCAUCCUAAACAACAUCAAAAUGGCUACAGAGAGUAAACACGUCGUGCAGUUGAAAUCUGAACUGUACUUCCUAAUAGCCCGGUUUCUAGAAGCAGGACCGUGUCAAAACGCAGCAGAGACCCUGAUAAGAGAGGUGGAAGAGAAGGAGCUUCUGCCCAAAAGACUGGACUGGACGGGGAAGGAACACCCAGGGACAUACGAAAAUUUGGUGCAGCUGUAUGGCCACGUGCGUCCAGACCACCUCCUGCAGGUGUGUUCCAGGGUGUGUCCCCUGCUGGAGCAGGAAGUGCCGGCCAGCGUGCCCGGGGUCCACAGCCUGCUGGGGGCCGGGCGGCAGGAUCUGCUGAGGACCAGCAAGAGCUGUAAGCAUGUGGUGUGGAAGGGUUCUGCCCUGGCAGCCCUGCACUGUGGCCGACCCCCAGAGCCCCCCAUCAUCUACGGGAGUCCCCCCAACAUCGUGGAGACGAGUCACGGGCGUCGGCUGAACGGCUCGUACCGUCUGGGCCAGCUGCUGCCCACAGCGCUCUACCAGCACAUGAAGAUGCACAAGAGGAUUCUGGGACACCUGUCCUCCGUGUACUGUGUGACCUUCGACAGGACAGGACGACGAAUCUUCACCGGCUCUGACGACUGCCUGGUGAAGAUCUGGGGGACGGAUAGCGGGCGCCUGCUGGCCACGCUGCGGGGUCACGCGGCUGAGAUCUCCGACAUGGCUGUGAGCUACGAGAACACCAUGCUGGCCGCGGGCAGCUGUGACAAGACCAUCAGGGUGUGGUGUCUGCAGACCUGCGCCCCCCUCGCUGUGCUGGAGGGCCAUGCUGCCUCCAUCACUUCGCUACAGUUCUCUCCUCUGUGUAGCGGGUCCAAGCGCUACCUGUCCUCCACGGGAGGAGACGCCACCAUCUGCUUCUGGCAGUGGGACGCAUGCACACUGAAGUUCAGUCAGAGGCCCAGUAAGUUCACGGAGCGCUCCAGACCAGGGGUCCAGAUGAUCUGCUCUUCCUUCAGCGCAGGUGGAAUGUUCCUGGCCACAGGAAGCACCGAUCACAUGAUCCGAGUGUACUACUUUGGCUCGGGCCAACCAGAGAAGAUCUCUGAGCUGGAGUCCCACACGGAUAAAGUUGACAGUAUCCAGUUCUCCAACUGCAGUGACAGGUUUGUGAGUGGCAGCAGGGAUGGUACUGCACGGAUCUGGCAGCUACAACAACAGGGCUGGAGGAGCAUUCUACUGGACAUGCAGACCAAACUGCCUGGGAAGUACAACCCCCCUCCGCUGGAAGACAAGGUGACCAAGCUGAAGGUUACCAUGGUAGCAUGGGAUCGCCACGACAGCACGGUAAUCACUGCUGCCAACAACCUGACACUGAAGGUCUGGAACUCCACCACAGGAAACCUCAUCCAUGUCCUCAUGGGCCACGAGGAUGAAGUGUUUGUCCUGGAGCCCCACCCCUUCGAUCCCAGAAUCCUCUUUUCUGCGGGGCAUGAUGGGAAUUGUAUUGUGUGGGACCUGGCCAGGGGAGUGAAGAUCCGCUCUUACUUCAACAUGAUCGAGGGCCAGGGCCACGGGGCGGUGUUCGACUGCAAGUGCAGCCCAGACGGACAACACUUUGCUGCCACCGACUCUCACGGACACCUGCUCAUCUUCGGCUUUGGCUCCAGCAGCAAAUACGACAAGAUCGCAGAUCAGAUGUUCUUCCACACAGACUACCGCCCCCUGAUCCGUGACGCCAACAACUAUGUCCUGGACGAGCAGACCCAGCAGGCGCCCCACCUCAUGCCCCCGCCCUUCCUGGUGGACGUGGACGGGAACCCCCACCCCACCCGCUACCAGCGGCUGGUCCCUGGGAGGGAGAGCUGCAGGGAGGAGCAGCUCAUCCCCCAGAUGGGGGUCACCUCGUCGGGUCUGAACCAGGUGGUGAGUGAGCAGGCGGAGGAGGGGGGCAGUGCCCUGGACAGUAUGAUCCAGAGACUGCAACAGGAACAGGACCAGAGACGCUCCACUGACCCCUCACACAGCAGGGCCAGCAGAGGCUCUGUGGGCUCCCCCUCGGAGGUGCACUCGCCCCCCAACGUGGGCCUGCGGCGGAGCGGGCAGAUUGAGGGCGUGCGGCAGAUGCACAGCAACGCCCCCCGCAGCCAGAUGGCCACGGAGAGAGACCUGGUAGCCUGGAGCCGCAGGGUCCUAGUGCCUGAGCUGGAGGACGCCACUGUCAGGAGACAGGUGGAGUGGAGAGAGGCGAAGGGAGAGGAGGAAAUCAACAUCUACAAGUCAGAGAGAAGAAGACGCACCAUCCACUCCCACCGAGAAACCAAGGUUCACAACCCGGAGUGUGUGGGCGAGGAGGGGAGGCGGAGCCAAAGUAACCAUGGCUACCACACGCGGGCCGCUGUGGAGGAGACGAGCCGUGAGAGCGCCGAUGUCGCUGACGAUGACGACAGCACUUCUGAGGGGGAGGUGGAGGUCCUACCUGUAAAUGGAAACUCCUCUGAGGAAGAGAAGGAGAAGGAGGAAGAGGAGAAAGAGCCUUGGCCGGACGACCACAGCAGCUCCAGUGACUACUCCAGCGACUACUCGGACUGGACGGCGGACGCAGGGAUCAACCUGGAACCACCGAAGAAGAGCGUGAGGGUGAAAAAGAAGAGCAGCGGCUCGGAGGAGGACGGAGAGAAGAAGAGAGACAGGAAGAGAGACAGGAAGAAGGACAAGCCAGACAAAGACGAAGCGCUACCAAAGAAGAAGAAGCCAAAGGAGAAGAGGAAGAGGGCGGAGUUUCGAGAGGAGGAGCUCAUUCUGGAGGAGUGGCUUCCGUCUCCCUGGAUCACAGACACUGUGCCCCGGAGGUGUCCCUACAUACCACAGAUGGGCGACGAGGUGUAUUACUUCAGACAGGGCCAUGAGGCCUACGUGGAGAUGGCCAAGCAGAAGAAGAUCUUUAGCAUUAACCCCAAGAAGCAGCCCUGGCACAAGAUAGAGCUGAGGGAGCAGGAACUGAUGAAGAUUGUGGGUAUCAAGUAUGAGGUGGGUCUUCCUACACUCUGCUGUCUGAAGCUGUCCUUCCUGGACCCUGACACGGGCAGACUCACAGGAGGCUCCUUCUCCAUGAAGUACCACGACAUGCCUGAUGUGAUUGACUUCCUGGUUCUGCGGCAGCAGUUUGAUGAUGGCAGAGACAGGGAGUGGACGAUAGGGGACCGGUUCCGCUCCGUCAUAGAUGAUGCGUGGUGGUUUGGGACGAUCGAGAGCCAGGAGCCGCUGCACCCUGAGUACCCUGACAGCCUGUUCCAGUGCUUCAAUGUCUGCUGGGAUAACGGCGACACAGAGAAGCUGAGUCCCUGGGACAUGGAGCCAAUCCCCAACGAGGCAGUGUUUCCAGACGAGUUAGGCCAGAGCGUCCCUCUGACGGAGGAGGAGCAGAAGGAGCUGCUCUACGUCCCUCUGGAGGGAGAGUGGGGCUCACGCACACGCUCCCAGGAGUGCGAGCGCAUCAUCGAAGCCAUCGACCAGCUGAUCACCCUCGAGGUGGCCGCUCCGUUCUCCUUCCCAGUGGACCUGCAGGCGUACCCCACCUACUGCACGGCCGUGGCCUACGUGACAGACCUCAGCACCAUACGCCUCAGGCUGGAGAACCACUUCUACAGACGCAUGUCCUCUCUGAUGUGGGAGGUGCGUUACAUUGAACACAACGCCCAGACCUUCAACGAGCCGGGAGCCUUUAUUGUCACGACGGCCAAGUUUGUCUCCGACGUCAUGCUGCACUUCAUCAAGGACCAAAGCUUGACUGACAUCAUUCCCCUGUACAACAGCAUGAAGAAGACAGCUUUCUCCGACUCUGAGGACGAGGAUGAUGAAGAUGAUGACGAUGAAGACACCGACGCUCCUGGAACCUCCACCAGGAAACAGAAAACGCGGCGUCCGAUGAAGCGGCAGCUGUGCACCAGGCCGCCGUCGUACGACCCCCAGGCCUGGAGAGGGCGCUGCAAGGAGCUGCUGGACCUCAUCUUCCAGUGUGAGGACUCGGAGCCCUUCAGAGAGCCUGUCGACCUGCAGGAGUACCCGGACUACCUCCAUAUAGUGGACACUCCCAUGGACUUUGGCACGGUGCGGAGCAUUCUGGCGGCGGGGAAAUACAAAUCUCCCACAGAGCUUUGCAACGACGUGCGUCUCAUCUUUAGCAACUCCAAAGCCUACACGCCCAGCAAGAAGUCCCGGAUCUACAGUAUGAGUCUGCGUCUCUCGGCGCUGUUCGAGGAGCACGUCAGCUCCAUCCUGGACGACUACAAGGCCAUCCACGGCCUGACUGACCGUCUCACCAGGCAGACGGACAGACAGACGAGACACGCCCCAGACAGACAGACGAGACACGCCCCAGACAGACAGACGCGGCACGCCAUGAAGAGGCGGAGGAGGAGGAGUGACUCUCCCGCCAGCAGCACUGCAUCCAGCCCAGAGAGAAAGAAGCGCGUGUCGUCGCGGGGGGCUACGAGGGCCGAGUUGUCCGCCCCGCCCCCCCCGGUGGCCCCCCCGCGGCCCCCCUCCCUCAGGCAGAACCUGCCCCUCAGACAGCCCCCCCAGCUGCUCAACGGCAAGGCCGACACACACACCCCUGGACGCACCCGCAGCACGGCCCGCCACGGCACACACACCCCGGGGUCCUCACACACAUCUGGGAGCAACACACACAGCCCUCCAGACCCCCCACCUCCGCCUCGUUCGCUGCGAGGCCACAGCUCGGGGCCCCCCCCGUCUCCGGCCCCCGCCGAGCGCUCCAGACACGCCCCCGCCGAGCGCUCCAGACACGCCCCCGUUACCGACGGCAGUGGAGGGAGCAGUAUGCGGAGGAAACUCCGGACUCCCGUACGACACACUCCUGCCUCUCCCUCUAGCCCCUCCCCCCAGCCUACGCCUCACCUGAAUGGCCACGGGAGUCAUGUGACCUUGGGCGUGGGCAGGAGAGGACGGAAACCCCGAGCGGAGCCGCCAGCGAGCCCUCCAGAGGUCGCGACCCCUGUGAGCCCUGCCCGUAAUCCCCGGGGUCGACCGCCCAAGAAACGAGGCAGAAAGAGCAAGCAGGAACUGGAGGCCAUGAGGAGAAACUCCGCCCCCGACGAUGACCUGGACCAAUCCACAGGGGACGAGGGCGGGACUUCCUCCUCAGCACAGGAAACGGCUGUGCUUUCAGACUCUGGUCUUUCAACCCCCAAGCCACGACGCGGUAGGCCGAGAGUGGUCAGGACUGAGGAAGCCCCGGGCUCGUCUGACCUAUCCCCUUCUCCGCUGAGAAGGAGCUGCCGGCGACUCAACGACGAGACCACUCCCCCUUUGCAGGCUGCGCACCAAUCACAUCAGAGGGAUUCCCCAGAGGACGAGGACGAGGUGGCGGGGUCGAUGCGAACCCGUAACCAGGGGCGACGGACGGCCUGGUACGUGGAGGAGGACUCGGAGGAGGAGCAGAGACAGCUGUUGUUUGAGGACUCGUCAAUCAACUUUGGAACCUCCUCUAAGGGGAGGGUCCGGAAGCUCACUGAGAAAGCCAAGGCCAAUCUCAUUGGCUGGUAACCACAACAACCAAACAGUCAGACACACAGGACAGACAGGGGAGGUGUCUAGGGGCUGACUAGAACCCCACAGGGAGCAAAGUGAUUGGAUCCGCUGUGUGUGUGUAGAGGGGGGGGCCGCUGCCAUCCUCCCCUCUGCUCCUCUCCAUCCUCCCCUCUGCUCCUCUCCAUCUCUCCAUCCUCCCCUCUGCUCCUCUCCAUCCUCCCAUCUCCUCCUCAUCCCAUCUCUCCAUCCUCCCCUCUGCUCCUCUCCAUCCUCCCCUCUGCUCCUCUCCAUCCUCCCCUCUGCUCCUCUCCAUCCUCCCCUCUGCUCCUCUCCAUCCUCCCCUCUGCUCCUCUCCAUCCUCCCCUCUGCUCCUCUCCAUCCUCCCCUCUGCUCCUCUCCAUCCUCCCCUCUGUUCCUCUCCAUCCUCCCCUCUGCUCCUCUCCAUCCUCCCCUCUGCUCCUCUCCAUCCUCCCCUCUGCUCCUCUCCAUCCUCCCCUCUGUUCCUCUCCAUCCUCCCCUCUGCUCCUCUCCAUCCUCCCCUCUGCUCCUCUCCAUCCUCCCCUCUGCUCCUCUCCAUCCUCCCCUCUGUUCCUCUCCAUCCUCCCCUCUGCUCCUCUCCAUCUUCUCCUGGCCCCAGGCCGCCUGCGUACACCCACCUGACAGCCUGCGUCUGUCUGCCUGACAGCCUGCGUCUGUCUGUCUGUUCCUCCAGCUGUCCAGGAUCCAGACCCCACACAUGUUCUUCUGGGCUGCAGGACUAUACUGGCAGGCCCCUCAUCCUGACAUUUUUGGGGGAGCCGUGUGUGUGUGUGUGUGUGUGUGUGUGUGUGUGUGUGUGUGUGUGUGUGUGUGUGUGUGUGUGUGUGUGUGUGUGUGUGUGUGUGUGUGUGUGUGUGUGUGUGUGUGUGUGUGUGUGUGUGUGUGUGUGUGUGUGUGUGUGUGUGUGUGUGUGUGUGUGUGUGUGUGUGUGUGUGUGCAUGGGCUGAAAUACCAAAUGGAAAGACUGAAUGUGCACCUUGGUGUUAGUGGGUAUCAUUGUUUUCCAUUCUCCGUUUCCGCAUGCCCACGACAAACUCUGCUCUCCUGCGCUCUGAAGACCAGAGCUCUGCACUCUGAAGACCAGAGCUCUGCUCUCCUGCGCUCUGAAGACCAGAGGUCUGCUCUCCUGUGCUCUGAAGACCAGAGCUCUGCUCUCCUGCGCUCUGAAGACCAGAGCUCUGCUCUCCUGCGCUCUGAAGACCAGAGGUCUGCUCUCAUGCGCUCUGAAGAACGCAUUGUUGUUUCUGCUGCGAGGAAGGAGAGGCAGCAGCAAGGUUGGAUGGAUCAUAUUUUAUAUGUCUCAAUGAAUUCUGAUCAUUAGCAAUACCUUGUGCCUUUCUGUGGUGUGUGUGUGUUUGUGUGUGUGUGGGGGGGAACACUCACCCCAUUUUUCCCUUCAGAAAUGUUCAGGAAGGGUUUGUCAUUCUGGUGACAUGAUCAUGCAUGGUUUCAUUGAGGUAUAUACCAAUAACUACCCAGAAAGUGUGUGUGUGUGUUACGUGUGUUUGGCUGUUUAAAUACGACUGAGAAUAGGGUCCACAUGAGCGUACAAACAGUGGCAUACAGUAUGAUUAUGGUUUAACCUCUCAAAGAAAUUUAGUGAUAACAUUGUUAAUUGAAAAAAGAAAAAAAAAUGUUUUUUGAUGUUACAAUACCAAUAUCCAUGUCAAUAUUAUCCUAUUAUAGCCAAGGUGUAAUUGUGAGUUAAACCUUAGGUACAGAGGAUUGAGCUUGGUGUCUAGCUUUGAGAUGCUCUCUCACCAGUGUUGUAUGCAGUUGUAGGGAGCAUCCAUGUUUAUUUUUCAAAUGAGUUUAAACUCUAAAAAAAAGAAGAAAAAAAAAAGAAAAUAAUUUCAAAUGUUUCUGCUAUGUUUUGAUGGUGACCACACACAUUUCUGCCAUGCAUGCUCUAGCACUUUCUCACGCCUAACCCGACCCAACCGGAUCGACCCAGAUCAAACUGGAUUGAACAGGCUGGAGCGGGCCUCUAACGACCUGGAGGCAGAUCCCAGACUCUAUGUUCUGAUUGUGCCUUGGCUCCUCCGGUUCUUUUGGAUCCUCUUGAUUCUCCAUGUCCCACUUUGGAUCUUCUUGUUCAGCCGGGGCCUGGGGACUCCCCAGAGUGUGCUGGUUCUGGUCACUGGAUGCAUGGCGCUGGACUGGACUGGCAUCCAGACUGCUUUGAGGGCUGAAACAAGACUAGCUGUGUCCAGUGUGGACAGGCACUACAACACACACACACAAGUUUAUUGUUUUCUCUGUCUCUGACACAUGGUGACGAACUGCGAUACUGUUUGUUUUUAUCUUUGUAAAUUUUAUAUUAUGAUUCUUUUAUGCCAAAAUCUGUCUGUGGCUACCAGAGGGCAGACCGUGGCUGUUAAAUGUUGGUUUGUUCAGAGUCAGUACCGGAUCAUACCUAAAACACACACACACGCUCUCUGGGGAGGGAGGGGGGGGGGGGGGGCCCUCAGCUGAUAAAACAUCUCUCACUUCAGCCGACUCAACACACGCCCACGUUCCUGUAGUCCUAGCAGGCGCAGCCACACUGAGCUGUGAGUGUCACAAUGUGCUGAAAAAGUAUUUUAUACUCUCCUCUGUGCUAAUAUAUAUAUAUAUAUGAUAUACAUACCUGAUAUCUGAUGACUUAUACGUUUCUAUGGGCCUGUUGUACGUGCUGUGCCGGUCUCUGAUCAGAGGGGGUGGGGGGGAGGGAGGGAGGGUCUACUGGUGUGUGUGAAGUGGCUGCAUGCUAGCCAUCGGGGAAGGGAUGGGGAGGAGGGAUUUUGGGGGUGGAAGGGUGGGUUGUCUUUGUUAGUUUGGAUACUUUUAUAUAAAAAAAAGAGUUCGUGCAAGAAAGCAUAAAGCUAGAAUGUAUGUGUAGGGGAGUACUGAUGUCCUGUUAGUUCAUACUGAUAUUUUAAGGAAAUAAACAGUUGUGUUUCUA